CGCUUUUUUCUUCCUCAACCCCCCAGCAGGCGCAUGACCCGAUCCAUCACCUGAAAUACUUAAAAGAACCAGCGCUGCCACAACGCCUUUGUGACCGCAACAACCACCUUCUCGCCUGCUUUGUUGGCUCUCCUUUAUUCACAGCUCUCUCUUCCUAAUCCGGCCACGUUGCCGGCGUCCGCAUAAAGAGCCCUGGUAGGCGUCAGCGCCCAAACGCGACGCGCCGAGGAUACGCGUCUAUCAAUAAGAACUCCGGACUCAAAGGCUUCCUACACGAGCUGGUCCGGCUACACCAUCGCAUAUGCUUUGAGCAGUACUUACUUCUCCGACUGAUAUACAGCUGAUCUCUCUACCUCUACGUUCCGGAGCAUACAGUACCUGUUGAUACCUGGGAGCCUCUGAUGCAGCCACUCUUGGUGAAUUUCUGCACCAUCUGCACUUACAACACUCCUGUGCCCUUCACAGCUUCCGUCUUCUCUCAGAAUAACUCCUGCUCACACUGCGGUGCGAUAUCAACGGGCAUCAACGUCCGGGGCAAGCAAGAAGAGAACGCAAACAUGCAGCAAGAAGAGCUCGCCCGGCUGUUCUCAGCCCACAUGAACCUCUCCCAAGCCCCGCCCCAACAAAUUCCCCAAGCGCAGCUGCAGGUGCCUGAAGAGCAAUUAGUGCAGCAACAAGGAGAAGAACAGGUAUCCAAGCCGAUCACCUACGUCUCCCAGCACUACACGCACAGCCACCAUGUCGUUCCCAUUCGUCACAUCCCGCAGGAACCGGCGAAGACGCAGAUAGAUGUGUCCGAGCUCGAAGCGAUCCUUCUGCGUAACAGCAUCGACCCCUCUCUACUCUUCCCCUCCCAGAUUGACCUGUUCCAGAACGCAGACGAUGACCAACGUCUCCGUCUUCUUGAGCUUUGGCGAAUCUCACCUCCACAGGGUAGACAGGGCUAUCCGGCGAACGUGGACUACAAUACCUCGAGGCAGCUGUAUGACUGGCCGCCUACGAGUUUGGCGCAAGAGGAGGCAAUGGCAAAGCUGAGAUACGACAAGAUGUUAGAGGAACGGGCGCAGCAGGACGAGAUUCAGAAGCACCAACAACAGCUGGACCAGAGCAUGGACGGGGCAAUGGACUCUGCAGCCGUGCACGCGACGCGACAUAUCCUCGCGUCAUCUCCUGACACGCCGAACGCCGAACCAUAUAUUGUCUCGGGUUACGAUAUGUUGGCGAGAAGGGAGUAUGACGAGUCGGCGAAAGCUGCGGUCAAUCACCUCAAAGAGUCGACAAGGUACAAUCAAGCAACAGAUCCCGUGUACAACGGUGGACUGUGGGAGAAGAACGUUGGCAGCAUCCUGGACAUGGAGAAUCAGUACGGUGCUUUUGCAAACGCGCGAGAGCAUGAGGCUCAUUCCAUCUACGCGGAUGAGGAAAUGGUCAUGUGAAUACCUAAGGUAUGAAGAAGAAGAUGGAUCCCCUGUCUAUGCUAAUGGGUGGAAGAUGGUGUGCAUCAUGGAGGACGGAUGAAUGUCGCUCCACCGGAAGUUGUUGUACCAGCAGUGACAUGGGAAUUUCAUUGCAUGUUGAUACAGGUGCAUAUACACCGCUCUUUUGUUGGUGGUUCGAAUAUUUCAGGAUGGUGGAAGGAGUGCAUGCCGCCGCGGCGGCAUUGUACUCGGAACAGCGUGUCGGAGGAGGAAGUUCAGUCUGCAUACCCCGUCGGAUACCCUGGUUACACUCAGCAUCAAUCACCACUCGGUUAUAGACCAAUAUGAGCUCGUCGAGCACUCCAUUAGCCCAGGUGCGAAAUGCAAGUGGUAUUCCUUUGUAUGAUACAGAGCGGAUUUGCUCGAUGCCGAUACAUAGAUGGCGAAA
Trematosphaeria pertusa is the source of this 1866-nucleotide messenger RNA. RefSeq lists its product as uncharacterized. The record is from RefSeq and is a predicted model, not a curated record. The transcript has 2 exons. The coding region runs from base 402 to 1436 and encodes 344 amino acids. Lineage: Eukaryota; Fungi; Ascomycota; Dothideomycetes; Pleosporales; Trematosphaeriaceae.